CUAGCUACAUAAAUAGUUCCCACGUUCUGCAUCAACACCAUAAUCAUCACGCCUCUCCGUCCCCACACUCCAAUCCCCUUCACUAAUUUCCCAUUCCCACAGUUUUCUACAUCAACAUUCAAAUCAUCACUACUCUCACACACAUACAUAUAUUUCACAUCUCUCUCUAUCUCUUUCUCUCUCUAAAUAUGUCCAUAAAUCACUUCUCUUCGGACCUUCCAGAAGCUCACUGGUGGACACAACACCAACCCAUCAUACACCCAAAUCCCAUAACCCCAUCCUCUAAACACACACCCAAUUUCAUCUCUCACUGCUAUCCCAAUACUCAGUUUUGGCCUAAUUCUCACCACCACAACCGACUCACCGCCACCGACAACUCCACCGCCACUGCCACGGCCACCAUGUUUUGUGCACAAAACACCGCUUCACAAUUCAACUUAAACCAAGAAGACAAUGAAGAACUCGACGACCAACUCAAUCAUGUCGACAGAUAUGAAAACCUCUCCCAACAGGAACAAGAAGUGCGAGAGCCUAUGUUCGAGAAGUCGCUGACGCCGAGCGAUGUUGGAAAGCUGAACCGACUCGUCAUACCGAAACAACACGCCGAGAAAUACUUCCCACUCGGUGGCGGUGACUCGGGCGAGAAAGGAUUGUUGCUGAGUUUCGACGACGAGUCAGGCAAGUGCUGGAGGUUUCGCUAUUCUUAUUGGAACAGCAGCCAAAGCUACGUGUUGACAAAGGGUUGGAGUCGUUUCGUUAAAGAAAAGCGGCUCGACGCCGGCGACGUCGUUGUGUUCGAGCGCCACCGCUCCGACGACGACCGACUCUUUAUUGGGUGGAGGCGGCGGUGCACUGCUGUCGCCGCCACGGGGCAAGAUAACGCGGUGGCUCAGCCGAGUGCGGUGGCUUCUAAUAGUGGUGGGUGGACCCAGGUGUACUAUUCUGCGCAUCCUUAUCCUUCGCACCCUCAUGGGCCUCCUAUACCAUACCAACCUGACUGUCUUCAUGCAGGGUCAAUUGUGCAGAAUCAAACUACGCCGAGUGGGAACUCCAAGACAGUGAGGCUGUUUGGGGUGAAUCUGCCGUGCCAGUUGGAUGAUGAGUCCGAGCCACCUACUCCUGAUAGUUCUUCUGUGUCUAGCCAGGUUCAAGCCAUCUAUCAAUAUUACCCAGAAACUCAUCCUUCACACCAAGAUACCAAUUUCUCGAGUGAUGUCAACCAGAUGAAUUAUCGCUGAGGAUAAGAUCUCUGGAUGUAACGUCCAGAUUGACCUAUUGGGCCACUUGGCAUAUCAAAAAAAAAAUAAAAAAAUAAAUAAAAAAGGGAAAAUCCCAGAUUUUCAGGCAACUUUCUCUCACUAGAAAAAAAGAAAAAAAAAAGAUGGAUUCACCACCAAAGUCAGGAAGGGAGGAAGAAGCAAAAGGAAAUGGAGGUGAAAGAGACUUGAGGAUGGGUAGGGGAGUGGGUGGCCCCACAAAAGAUAGGGCUGACGUAAUCCAGGCCCAAAUGGGGGAAUAUGGGUCGUUGCAAUCAGGAAUCUAUAUAUAUAUAUUGCUACUGUUGUGAUUCUGCCUGAAGAUUUUUCAUAGGGCUUCAUCAUUCGCCAUAUAGAUCACAAAAAUAAGUUAGUAGAGGGGAGGUGAUGUGGUGGGCAAGUGGGUGGGUGGGUGGACUUGUUAAGUUGAUAAGAUGGGUGACAACCCCCAAGUAGUAGUACUAGCCCACUCCUCUUUCUCCAUCACCUAUGUAACUGCUAUCUAAUGUUUUGUUCAUCUGUUGUUGUUUUGAAAUUUUCAAAAGCUAUAUUUAAUGAAUAGUAUGUUCAAUUAUGCUA
This is a messenger RNA of Cornus florida, 1835 nucleotides long. Its product is annotated as B3 domain-containing protein At2g36080-like. Gene Ontology annotation, molecular function: DNA binding; DNA-binding transcription factor activity. The coding region runs from base 189 to 1238 and encodes 349 amino acids. Lineage: Eukaryota; Viridiplantae; Streptophyta; Magnoliopsida; Cornales; Cornaceae. The transcript has 3 exons. The record is from RefSeq and is a predicted model, not a curated record.